CCGUAAACAUCCCAAACGUCACUUCCGGUUAUUAUUUUGACAGCAAAACACUGCAACAUUUUGCAAUACUAAUCUCUGGUCCCCAUUAUAUGGGUAUUUUUUCUUUUAACACCUUUUGUGUUUUUUUGCGUCACAUUUAUUAGUUCAUUUUACUUGUGUGGUGGAAUUGGCAAUAUUCGGAAAGAGAUCAGUAUUCUGGUUCUAGCUAGCGGAAGAUGAAGGUCCCGAGCGAUGAAAAUGAGGUGGUGGAGGAAGGCAGUAGCAGUUCAACACCGGUAGACGACUCCGACAACGAGGAAAUUCCACCUUAUCUACGCGAAGAACCUCCUGAAGACGGCGAGAAGGACCACCCUAAGACCGAGGCGGGGGUCAUCUGGAGGGUGACCGGCGGUCUCUUCAACAUGACCAGAGGGGCGGUCGGCGCGACAUGGGGAGGCGUGGCCUGGGUGGGCUGUAAGAGCUAUGACAUCACCAAGACGGUGGUGACCAGCGUGCCGGCCGCCGGCGUGGGAUUAGUCAAAGGGGGCGUUUCCGUGGUGACGGGAGGAGUUGGAGCAGUAGGGUCCGCAGUAGCCAGUAAAGUGACACCGAAGAAAAAGGAUAAGUCGGAUUAGGCCUAGACCCAACUACCACCCCAAUCUAUGUGUCCUUCAUUAUCUGUCUGCUGUGCAUGGGAUCCAUCUGGUUACUGAUGGUAACGAUUCAGAGUUGAGAUAAGCCCAAGUACCUUGGAUUUCCACGUAAAUCAUUCAACGACAUCAAUGGGGAAACUUGCGUGAAAAGCCGAGUUAAGCUUGCGGAUCUCAAGUCAGUUUUAUUAUCCAGUUUUAUUAUCUUUACGUUGGUAUGAAAACCAAGUGAAAGGUCCUUUUACACAGCUUAAUUUCACCAGUUUGACAUCGGUGAUUGGAGAACACACACCAAAAAAGACGUGUGUAUGUGAAGAUGUACAGAGUGUGUAUUAUAAUAGAUAUGUGAAUAAAAGGUACGUGGAUCCUAUUGAUGCAGAUAGAGAAGGUAGGAGAGGGACUUUGCAGUCUUGAAACUCCAUUGCAACUUGGAUUUUAUUUUAUUUUAUUGUACAACAGGUGAGGGGAUUUUUUUUUUUUUUUUGGGAGUUGGAGACCUGUUAAAUAAAGCGUGUUAUUGCAUAGAAACGGAUCUAAAAACAUCCUGAAAGACACCUUUUUGUAUACAUGUUACUUAUAUCAGCAGAGGUCCUGGGGUGUUUAAAGAAAUGAAGCACCAUUUCACCACCAACGAAACACACGUACGUAAGGUCAAGGGUCAUAGUUCAUGCCUGCAUGGCAAAUGUCACCCUAUUCCCUUUAUAGUGCAUUACUUUUUACCAGGGCCCUCUUGUUUAAAAGUAGUGCGCUAUAUAGGGAAUAGGGUGCCAUGCGGGACUCAUGCUAUUUCAUUCACUUGUAUGGACUUUCCUCAAAUCUAUAUGUAUGUGCCUACCUGUACAAUGUACACACAUUAGAUAGAUAAGUACUGUUAGUUGAUAGUUCACACUGACAUUCCCGGAGUAUGAGGGCCAGUUGAAAACGAACCUGCUUUUUCUUUCCACGAAUCCCAUUCACUUCUGGGUGCCAAUAUGUUUGGCAUGAAAAUGAGUUGACAAGAUGCCAGAAACAGAUCUGGGUACAGGCUAAUUCAUUUCCACAUGGUUUACAUUGUUAUCAUAGUGCUGAAUUACUGUCCAUUCUGAUGAGACAUUAGGUGUACACCAAUCUAUUUUUUGGUUAUCUUUUUGUUCUUUUUUUUUGUAUUUCAAUGUUCACUAGAAAGAGAACACUCUUGGCAUGGUAUUUCAACGCCCUUACUUUAAGCACCGCAUGCUUCCUUUUUCCCUUCUUCCUGUUUAUUAUUACCACAAGUCUUGCCUAUUUCAUUUGAUGCUUUUUCCUCUUGUCCUGUCUAUUUACUGUUUUCCUCGUCUCUUACUUCUGCUAGUUAAUAUAUGUAUUGGGGACUCUGUUACUAUAACCUGAAGUGUGUUCCAAAUUACACCCGCUUCCCUAUUUAGUGCAGCACUUUUGACCAGGGCCCAUAGGGGCUUUGGUCAAAAGUAGUGCACUGUGUAGGGAAUAGGGUGCAAUUUGGGACGCAUACCUGGACCUUUAAGACCUUUAAGUAGAUUUUUCUCUAUGAUAGAACUAUUUUUGCAAAAACUGAUGCUGUAUUCUAUAAAUAAAGCUACUCUGUAUUUGAAUUCA
Messenger RNA from Oncorhynchus keta (chum salmon), 2222 nucleotides. RefSeq names its product Transmembrane protein 263-B-like. The coding region runs from base 216 to 614 and encodes 132 amino acids. NCBI's taxonomy places the organism in Eukaryota, Metazoa, Chordata, Actinopteri, Salmoniformes, Salmonidae. The transcript is spliced from 3 exons. The record is from RefSeq and is a predicted model, not a curated record.